Erigeron canadensis is the source of this 3434-nucleotide messenger RNA. Its product is annotated as ion channel DMI1. The record is from RefSeq and is a predicted model, not a curated record. The transcript has 11 exons. Gene Ontology annotation, biological process: monoatomic ion transport. NCBI's taxonomy places the organism in Eukaryota, Viridiplantae, Streptophyta, Magnoliopsida, Asterales, Asteraceae. The coding region runs from base 72 to 2990 and encodes 972 amino acids.
CAAAAAAAACACACCCAAAUAACUGACAGAUACUCACAGAUUCAUUCCAGUAAUAAUUAACACAAAAAACCAUGUCAACCCAAACCAGCAAACUUGACCCACCACCAUCACCUGCUGACAUUCCACCACCAUCCACCACUGAACGCCGUCCACUUUUAAAAAAGUCAAGAACCAUCUCCACCGAUCCCACAACUCACUUCCCCGGUCCACUCUUCCCCACCGUCCGCCACCGCCUCUCCGAUGACUUCCCACCACUACCACCUAUCACACUUCCAUCUCCUUCGUCAUCAUCAUUCACUUGGUCUCCCCGUCGAUCAUUUGACUCAUCUGACACCUCUAGCACAACAACAACCAAUAGUGACACUUUCCCAGGUCAAACAUUUGGGUUUGCUGACCGUGAUUAUGUUUAUCCAUCUUUUUUGGGUCCGAAUACUACUAGGAACCGGGUCACUGUUGUUAAAAGUAGUUCUGUUGCUAAGUCUUUGAGAAAACAACCGCCUGUUUCGGAUACGGGUCUGGUUCGGGUGAGUAAAAAUGAUCUUGGUUCGGUUAGUGGAAGUCAAACGGGGAAAGAUUCAGGUCGUUUGGAUUCGGGUAAUGUGAAUAGUUCAUUGGUAGCUGAAUCGGAGAGACUAGUUAAUAAAGCUCCAGCUCAAGUUCAAGUUUCUUCAACAACGCCUAUUCGGAAAAUGGCUAAGAUCAAGAACUCAGUGAUGUUUAACAUGGUGGUGGUUAUAUGUGUAGUAGUAGUGUCUUAUGCAAUUGCAUUGCGGAAUGAAGUUACAAAGCUUCAGGAAGAGAAUAACAAUCUUCAUAGAAUUUGUAAGAAUAAGGACAUUCUUGAUGGUGAAAGUAUUGACAUGAAUAAUGAGAAUGAAGAUUCCUUUGUGUAUAUUGCCAAUACUGACAGUCGAACAAUUGCCCUUUACGCUGUUUUGGUCACCCUUGUUACACCUUUUGUAAUGUAUAAAUAUCUCGAUGAUCUGCCUCGGAUUAAGAAUAUAUCAAAACGGACUAAGAACAACGUAGAAGAGGUUCCACUAAAGAAGAGAAUUGCAUAUAUGGUGGAUGUGUGCUUUUCUAUCUAUCCUUAUGCAAAGUUGCUUGCACUUUUAUUUGCAACUAUAUUUCUCAUAGCAUUUGGUGGUUUGGCUCUAUAUGCUGUCAAUGAUGGUAGCCUAGCCGAAGCCCUUUGGCUUUCGUGGACAUUUGUGGCAGAUUCAGGAAACCAUGCAGAUAGCGUUGGAACUGGACCAAGAAUUGUGUCGGUGUCUAUAAGUGCAGGAGGUAUGCUGAUAUUUGCAAUGAUGCUAGGACUUGUUUCAGAUGCUAUUUCAGAGAAGGUAGAUUCAUUGCGGAAAGGGAAAAGUGAAGUGAUUGAAAGCAACCAUAUACUCGUUCUUGGAUGGAGUGACAAAUUGGGUUCACUUUUAAAGCAACUGGCAAUAGCAAAUAAGAGCAUUGGUGGCGGGGUGGUUGUUGUUUUGGCAGAAAGAGAUAAAGAGGAAAUGGAGAUGGAUAUAGCAAAGCUUGAAUUCAGCUUCAUGGGCACUUCAGUUAUAUGCCGAAGUGGCAGUCCUCUUAUACUUGCAGACUUGAAAAAGGUUUCGGUUUCAAAGGCACGUGCUAUUAUUGUACUGGCAGCAGAUGAAAAUGCAGAUCAGAGUGAUGCACGUGCCUUGCGGGUUGUUCUUAGUCUUACUGGAGUAAAAGAGGGGCUGAGGGGUCAUGUUGUUGUGGAGAUGAGUGAUCUUGACAACGAGCCUUUAGUGAAGCUUGUCGGUGGAGAGCUAAUCGAGACAGUGGUUGCACAUGAUGUGAUUGGACGGUUGAUGAUCCAGUGUGCUCUGCAGCCUGGCCUUGCACAGAUAUGGGAAGAUAUCUUGGGGUUUGAAAAUGCAGAGUUCUAUAUUAAAAGGUGGCCACAAUUGGAUGGAUUGAAAUUUGAAGACAUACUCGUUUCCUUUCCUGACGCAAUUCCUUGCGGAGUAAAGGUUGCUUCAGAUGGAGGAAAGAUAAAUAUAAAUCCUAAUGAUGACUAUUUAUUGAAAGAAGGCGAUGAAAUUCUUGUCAUAGCUGAGGAUGAUGACACAUAUUCCCCUGGCCCUUUACCAGAGGUACGCAGGGGUCUCUUCCCCAAAAAGGUAGACCCUCCUAAAUUUCCAGAAAAGAUACUAUUUUGUGGUUGGCGACGUGAUAUUGAUGAUAUGAUUAUGGUUUUGGAGGCAUUCUUGGCACCUGGUUCAGAGUUAUGGAUGUUUAAUGAGGUGGUGGAAAAGGAAAGAGAAAGAAAGUUAGUGGAUGGAGGGCUUGAUAUUUCAGGUCUGGUUAACAUUAAGCUUGUCCACCGUGUUGGGAAUGCAGUCAUCAAAAAACAUUUGGAGACUUUACCUUUGGAGACAUUUGAUUCUAUUCUAAUUCUUGCAGAUGAAUCUGUAGAAGACUCAAUUGUGCAUUCUGACUCGAGAUCUCUAGCCACCCUCCUCCUUAUCCGAGACAUUCAGUCAAAACGUCUGCCGUCUAAAGACACAAGCUCAACACCUCUUCGUGUUUCUGGUUUCUCUCAUAGCUCUUGGAUUCGUGAGAUGCAGCAGGCUUCCAACAAAUCAAUCAUAAUAAGUGAAAUUUUGGAUUCUAGGACUAGGAACCUUGUUUCAGUAACCAAGAUAAGUGAUUACGUGCUAUCAAAUGAGCUUGUGAGCAUGGCUUUAGCGAUGGUAGCUGAAGAUAAACAGAUAAAUCGUGUUCUUGAAGAACUUUUUGCAGAAGAGGGAAACGAGAUGUGUAUUAAACCUGCAGAAUUUUAUCUUUAUGAUCAAGAAGAACUCUGCUUUUAUGAUAUUAUGGUCAGGGGUCGAGAAAGGAAUGAAAUUGUCAUAGGGUAUAGGUUGGCAACUGCAGAGCGUGCUAUAAUCAAUCCUGUAGACAAGAGUAAGCUUGUUAAGUGGUCUCUUGAUGACGUUUUUGUUGUCAUUGCAUUGGGUGAAUGAGAACUCGCAUCAACUAAUGUGAUUCACAUAGCAUAGUAAAUACUCAUCAGAAAGACAGAAAGCAUCAGAAAAUGACAAUACUUUAUGCGAUUAGCCAUGUUUUGAGUUGCUAAUUCAAGUAAUUACUAAUGUGCAAUUGACUUGGCAUCAGAAAGUGCCACAAUCACUCAAAACGAAUUGUUAGCAGUUAAAAGGAGCAGAUGUAAAUUUGAGCAAAUUCAUAUGCUACUAAUGUGGUGUAUGUUGUACAGAUGUGAGUGUUCAUUGCAGGUGAAGAAAUAGUACAUUCAAAUGUUUAUUAUUUUGUUUUUCAUAGUAUGGUGUUGUUCAAAUGUUGUCCAACAUGAGCUACAAAUUGGUCUUGUAUAGAGCUAAUGUAACAUUCUCAAACUAGUUUCGUGUCGCUGGUAUUAAUCGAGUCUCUUGAUACUUCUGGUGGUUUUA